This is a messenger RNA of Hibiscus syriacus, 1769 nucleotides long. RefSeq names its product F-box/LRR-repeat protein 17-like. The coding region runs from base 33 to 1751 and encodes 572 amino acids. Gene Ontology annotation, molecular function: protein binding. The transcript is spliced from 10 exons. The record is from RefSeq and is a predicted model, not a curated record. NCBI's taxonomy places the organism in Eukaryota, Viridiplantae, Streptophyta, Magnoliopsida, Malvales, Malvaceae.
CUCUCUUCCCCCACGUCCAUUUCCCGACGACCAUGCACUGCCCCCAGCCUCACAUUACUUCUUCAUCAACAACCGCCGCUUCCGUCGCGUUUGAUUUAAAACCGGCCAAACGUCGUGGCAGUUACAACUGUGGGAGAUGUGGGCUGCCCAAGAAAGGCCAUGUUUGCGAAGUAAGCCCCUGUAAUACCACUACUUUAACUUCCACACCAACCUCAACCCCAGCCGCUGCUACCAACACCGAGACUUCCUCAUCUGCAGCCCGUCCUCCUCAUCCUCACUCUGCACGUCAACCAUAUUCCCAUCUUCGACGUGCACUUGAUUUUGACGACGUCGAUAUCCGUUGUGACACGACGCAACACGAUUUAGAUGGCUACGAUAAUCCCUUCCCCGGUAGGGAUCCGGAUCCAGAUAGUGAAAUAGUCUCCGGUGGGUUACCGGUAGGGUGUCUGUGGGAGAUUCUCCGGAGGUUGCCUCCGGUGGGGCUGUUGGCAGCUGGGAGUGUGUGUAAAGGGUGGAGGGAAACCACAAAGAGACUGUGGAGGGCGGUGGAGGAGCUGAGGCUUUUGGUCCGCCCUGAGGCUCAGCUUAGAUUCAUCGGAUCAGUUUUACAGAAAUGCCCGGGCCUUAUUAACCUUUCUCUUAAGGUGGAAAGUGAUGUGGAUGCAACAAUGCUGGCCUGCAUUGCGUUUUCUUGCCCUAAUCUGGAGUCCAUGGAGAUUUCUACAUCGGAUGCAGCUGUCAAUAGGAUCACUGGAGAUGAAUUGGGUCGUUUUGUUGCCGAUAAACGUUGUCUGGUGAGCCUUAAGAUGGAAGGGUGUUCCAAUUUAGGGAGCUUUGUGCUGUCUUCAUCAAGUCUUUCUACACUUUGGCUUUCUGAUCUUUAUUCUCUUUCUAAGACGGUUCUGAAUUGUCCCAACUUGAAGGAGAUAUCCUUAGAAUUUUCUCGCCAAGAAAAUGAUUCAACCGAUCUUAUUACCCUGGUUGAUGCUAUGGGAAGUUGUCCAAGGUUGCAAAAUAUACACAUUGCAUCAGUUCGACUUUCACAUGCCGUUGUUCUUUCUCUUACAGCUGCAAACUUGAGGGGCUUGCGGAUGCUUUCUCUUGUUCUUGGAUCAGAAAUCACGGAUGCAUCUGUUGCUGCUAUUGCUUCAAGCUAUUCAAAAUUAGAAUUACUUGAUCUGAGUGGAUCAAGUAUUACCGACAGUGGCAUCGGAAUGAUAUGCAAUGUGUUCCCCAACACAUUGUCAAGACUCCUCCUUGCUCUUUGUCCGAAUAUCACUUCAAGUGGAAUUCAGUUCGCCGCUGCUCAACUACCUCUUCUUGAACUCAUGGAUUGUGGGAUGACCAUAUGCGAUAUCGACUCCCAGAAUUCACCUGGCAACGACGAACCUCCGAAUGUAUUGAACAGCAAACUGCACCUUAUGUACCAGAAACUUAUCAUCAAACACAGCCGAUUAAAAAAACUCAGCUUGUGGGGUUGUUCUGGCUUGGACGCUUUAUGUUUAAGUUGUCCAGAACUCAACGAUCUUAAUCUCAACUCUUGUAAAAACUUGCAUCCAGAGAAAUUGCUACUUCAAUGCCCGAGUUUACGUAAUGUGCAUGCAUCAGGAUGCAAUGAGUCGUUAAUUGGGUGCAUUAAAAGCCAGUUGAGUGAGAGCUUGGCUUCCGUGGAGAACCAUAUUCCGCGCAAGCGUAUGGCUGAUGGGUCCAAGAGGAUUCAAGCACCAAAUUGUGGGAGUCAACAGGUAUAGUUUUUAUAGGAGAAAUUG